Molecule: messenger RNA, 4268 nt
Organism: Ornithodoros turicata
Lineage: Eukaryota; Metazoa; Arthropoda; Arachnida; Ixodida; Argasidae
Gene: Pfas
Product: phosphoribosylformylglycinamidine synthase-like
Exons: 23
Coding region: 139-4083 (1314 amino acids)
Biological process (GO): 'de novo' IMP biosynthetic process
Molecular function (GO): phosphoribosylformylglycinamidine synthase activity
Source: RefSeq, a predicted model, not a curated record
AUCUCAUGCCCUUUGGCGUGAGGCACUCAAGGCCGCGACCGCUCUGCUUUCCUCUCGUCUGGGAGCAAAAAGUUGGUGCGCGCUUCGCAAGACACAGCCAAACUGACGAUACAGCAUCUUCCACUUGAGCCUGUGAACAUGGUAGUGCUGAGGUUUUUUCAGUCACCUGCACUGACUGACAGCAAGUUGAACAGUAGGCUGACGGUCCUCAACGACGGUGUUGACGGCUCCCCUGUGGACUCCCUGCAGACUGAAUAUUGUUACUAUGUCCAGCUACAUGGGCAGGACCGUUUCACUGAUGAACAGCAGCAACGCUUAAUGUGGCUGCUUACCCCCGGGUUCAAGAUUAGUCUCCAAACUGAAACGCACCUCGAUGAGAAUGAUGCUAAUUCACUACUGAUUGAAAUCGGUCCCAGGCUCAACUUCUCAACUCCAUCCUCAACACAAUCUGUGGCCAUCUGCCAAACAAUUGGGCUGGAAUGUGUCGACCGUAUAGAGCGGUCCACCCGUUUCCUCGUCAAGCUGAAGGACGGCAAGCCGCCGACUCCUGACGUAGAACAAAAGGUUGUGGACUUGCUUCACGACCGUAUGACCGAAACGCGGUAUGUGACACCAGUGACGACCUUCGAUCUGCCGCCUUCGACGCAGACCUGGGGAGAGGUCAACAUCCUUCUUGAGGGGAGAGCAGCGCUGGAGAAAGUCAGUGCUGAACUGGGUCUCUCAUUCGAUGACUGGGAUCUUGACUUCUAUACCGACCUUUUCAAGAACAAGCUCAAGAGGAAUCCGACCACAGUUGAAUGCUUCGAUCUUGCACAGUCUAACAGUGAACACAGUCGUCAUUGGUUCUUCAAGGGCCGGCUGGUGGUCGAUGGCAAAGAAGUGCCACAGUCACUGUUCAAGUUUAUCACAAACACUCAGGCUACAAGCAAUGAUAACAAUGUGAUAAAAUUUUCUGAUAACAGCAGCGCAAUUAAGGGAUUCAACAUCAAGGUGCUUCUACCUGAAGACACUACUGCUGGUAGUGCAUACUCUGUUGCCGACAAGCUUCGUCACAUCAUUUUCACCGCUGAGACUCACAACUUCCCCACAGGAGUGGCACCCUUCAGCGGAGCCACAACCGGCACAGGAGGCAGGAUCAGGGACGUCCACGCUGCUGGGCGUGGCGCUCACGAAAUAGCCGGUACCGCUGGAUACUGUUUCGGAAACCUCAACAUUCCCGGGUACGAACUUCCAUGGGAGGACAGCAGCUUCGCGUACCCCAACAACUUUGCCCCGCCCGUGGAAGUAGCGGUGGAGGCCAGUAACGGGGCUUCGGACUACGGCAACAAGUUUGGCGAACCGGUCCUUUCUGGGUUUUCUCGUUCGUUCGGGAUGCAACUUCCGAACGGUGAACGGCGGGAGUGGGUCAAGCCCAUCAUGUUUUCUGGAGGCAUCGGCUCCAUCGAUGGCGAUCAGACGAGAAAGCUGGAACCAGAAAAGGGGAUGUUGGUGGUGAAAAUUGGAGGUCCGGUGUACCGUAUUGGUGUGGGCGGUGGAGCAGCAUCUUCCGUCACUGUACAAGGGGAUCAAGAAGCGGAACUGGACUUUGGAGCCGUGCAGAGAGGAGAUGCGGAGAUGGAGCAGAAGCUGCAUCGUCUCGUUCGAGCGUGCAUUGAGCGGGGCGCUCGCAAUCCGAUUCUCAGCAUUCAUGACCAGGGAGCCGGAGGAAAUGGCAACGUCUUGAAAGAGAUUGUUGACCCUUGCGGUGCCGUUCUCUACACUGACCGCUUCCAACUGGGCGAUCCGACCAUCUCUACCCUCGAGCUCUGGGGUGCCGAGUACCAGGAGAGUGACGCCAUUCUCGUGAGAGCCAGGGACCGUGAGACCCUCGAGCGCAUCUCUGAGAGAGAGCGAUGCCCGGUGUCGUUUGUUGGGGAAGUAACUGGAGACGGACGUGUGGUUCUCAAGGAACCCGGAACCAAAGGAAGGGACCCAGUCGACUUGGAGCUCUCCUCGGUCCUCGGAGAUAUGCCUAGAAAGGUCUUCAAGUUGCAAUCUACCACACCCAUACUGUCCCCCCUGACACUCCCGUCUGAUCUGAAAGUUGAAGUCGCGCUGCACAGGGUCCUACGACUGCCAGCAGUCGCAAGCAAAAGGUAUCUCACAAACAAGGUGGAUAGAUGUGUCACAGGACUAGUAGCACAGCAGCAGUGUGUUGGUCCUCUUCACACCCCACUGGCUGAUGUUGCCGUGGUUGCACUCACAUAUUUCAACACUGUUGGGUCUGCUACAGCCAUAGGCGAACAACCCAUAAAAGGACUCCUUAGUGCAGCUGCUGGAGCAAGGAUGUCUGUCGCUGAGGCUGUUACAAAUCUUAUGUUUGCCAAGGUGUCAUCCCUUCAGGACGUGAAGUGCAGUGGCAACUGGAUGUGGGCAGCCAAACUGCCUGGUGAAGGUGCUGCUCUCUAUGAAGCCUGCAGGGCCAUGUGUGACUCCAUGGCUGCCUUGGGUGUGGCUGUUGACGGAGGCAAAGAUUCUCUCAGCAUGGCAGCUCGAGUUGGCCAAGACACUGUCAAGGCUCCUGGGGCCAUUGUUGUUUCCACAUACGCACCCUGUCCUGAUAUCACUCUGACGGUUACGCCCGACCUGAAGUGUCCAAGUGCUGGAAGGAAAGGGGUGUUGCUGUACGUGACUGUGACACCCGGCCAGCACCGUUUGGGCGGGACGGCACUGUCCCAGUGUUUCAAGCAGUUGGGCGAUGAUGUUCCAGACUUGGACGAUCCGGAAAAGCUUCGGACAGCCUUUGCCGUAACUCAAGACCUUAUUCAGCAGGGACUCCUGGUUGCCGGUCAUGACGUCAGUGAUGGCGGCCUGAUUACGUGCGUGCUCGAGAUGGCCUUCGCUGGCAACUGCGGUGUUAGUGUCAACCUUGAAGGGAAGAACGAGAUUGAGGCCCUGUUUCACGAAGAAGUUGGAUGGGUGUUGGAAGUGGAAGAGUCAGAUGCAGGACGUGUUCUGGACUCAUACAAGAAGAGCAAAGUCUCCUGCGUUAACAUUGGGCACAGCAUUGAAUUUGGGCCAAAAGCCACGGUAUCAGUAUCUGUAAACGGCAACCGUGUUCUGCGAAACGAAGUGGGCCAACUGCGUGAUGCUUGGGAAGAGACUAGCUACCAGCUUGAGCUGCGCCAGUGUGACACUUCCUGCGCUGCCGAAGAACGUGAAGGCCUCCUGCGUCGAACUGCCCCUCCUUACAAACUUACUUACAAUCCAGACAUUCCGCCCAGGUGCCCAGUCUCUCAGUUGCGGGUCGCCGUGCUGCGGGAGGAAGGCGUCAACAGUGACCGAGAGAUGGCAGCCUCCUUCUACAUGGCAGGCUUCGAAGUAUGGGACGUCACCAUGAGUGACCUCCUCAAGGGCACAGUCACCUUGGAUGCCUUCCGUGGCCUCGUGUUCCCCGGAGGUUUCAGCUAUGCUGAUGUACUCGGAUCAGCACGUGGCUGGGCAGCGGGUCUUCUUUUCCAUUCAUCUCUUACUGCGCAACUCACCGCAUUCAAGAACAACCCGAAAACUUUCACUUUGGGAAUUUGCAAUGGUUGUCAGCUGAUGGCACUACUUGGAUGGGUGGCCCCAUACACAAACGGCGCGGGUAACGUGGAACCUGGAACACAACUUCUGCACAACAACUCUGGUCGUUUUGAGUGCCGAUUCACUACCGUACGGAUAGACAAGAGCCCUGCCGUCAUGCUCUCCGGCAUGGAAAACUCUGUUUUGGGAGUCUGGGUAGCCCAUGGAGAAGGACGCUUCGAGUUCCGCAACAGCUCGGUCCUAAAAGACGUGGAAUCGAAGCACCUGGUGGGAGUGCGCUACGUGGAUGACAACGGCAACCCCACCACGGAGUACCCCAUCAAUCCCAACGGCAGUCCGCAGGGCAUUGCUGCCCUGUGUUCGGAGGACGGUCGCCACCUGGCCAUGAUGCCUCACCCCGAGCGAUGCUCCAUCCGUUGGCAGCUGCCUUAUUCUCCGCUGUCGUGGAAGAACACCGUUCACAGCUCCCCCUGGGCACGCAUGUUCUACAACGCUUACGAAUGGUGUAAAGAACACUAAAUGCUUGUAAACCACCCCAAGCAGCACAACAUCGUGGCCCAAUAUUGAACCAAUAUUGGCAAUGCUGGACCGAUGUCGGGCCAACAUGAUGUGCUGCUUGGGACCAUGAAAGAAUCUGUGCAGCAAGGAAGUGAGAAUAUAAUGAUAGAGAAUCAUGAAAUAAACUCAUCAGUUUUGCACCUGCA